Messenger RNA from Cynocephalus volans (Philippine flying lemur), 2051 nucleotides. RefSeq names its product interleukin 18 binding protein (gene IL18BP). Gene Ontology annotation, biological process: T-helper 1 type immune response. NCBI's taxonomy places the organism in Eukaryota, Metazoa, Chordata, Mammalia, Dermoptera, Cynocephalidae. The transcript has 7 exons. The record is from RefSeq and is a predicted model, not a curated record. The coding region runs from base 90 to 677 and encodes 195 amino acids. Gene Ontology annotation, molecular function: interleukin-18 binding.
UGGAGUGAGCAUUGCCUCUCUAUGACUAGAGAGGAGGAAGUGGUCACAGAUAUAUAGAGCCAGGCUCACCAGUUCCUGACACAUGCAUCAUGACCAUGAGACAGAACUGGACACCAGAUCCCAGUCCACUGUGGGUCCUGUUCCUGUGUGCCCACAUCGUCACUCUCCUGACCAGAGCCACACCUCUACCUCAGCCCAUUGCAGCUGCCACUGCCUCAGCUGGGAACGCCAAGGACCCCUGCCCCUUCCAGCCCCCAGUGCUCCCAGCAGCUAAGUGGUGCCCAGCAUUGGAGGUGACCUGGCCAGAAGCGGAAGUGCCACUGAAUGGAACGCUGACCUUGUCCUGUACCGCCUGCAGCCGCUUCCCCUACUUCAGUAUUCUCUACUGGCUAGGCAAUGGUUCCUUCAUCGAGCACCUCCCAGGCCGGCUGCAGGAAGGCAACACCAGCCGGGAGCAUGGGAGCACAAGCACCCAAUUGUGGAGGGCCUUGGUGCUGGAGGAGCUGAGCCCCACCUUGCGCAGCACCAACUUCUCCUGUGUGUUCGUGGACCCUGAACAAGUUGUCCAGCAUCACAUCAUCCUGGCCCAGCUCUGGGCUGGGCUGAAGACAGGCUUGCCCCCCACUCAAGCCCCACCCUCCAGCCAAAGCCCAGGGCCAGCAACAGCACCACCUUGACCAGAGCCUGAGAACUCCCUACCUGGAAUGUGAACGGUCUCUGCCCACAGGCUGUGCAGGCGAGCAGCUCAUCCUCCCUGACCACUCCCUGCUGUCCCCUCCUUUGCUUUAGUUCUCCCCUCACACCAAUUCAGACGAGACUAGAAAAUCACUACUGUUUCCUUAAUGCUUCCUCCUCCUGCCUGCUAUUCUCUGUCCACUCACCUGAUUAGCUUUUGUAAUGUCCUGGUCGUCACACUGGUCUUAUGCUCAGAAACUUCCAAGACCUGUCAGUGCCUUAGCCUCACUAUCAAGGGCCCUGCCUACACCUCCAACAUGACUUUCCAGAAGCCUACAAGUAUCUUCCUUGCUUAGACAACUCCCUCCUGCGCCUUUGCUCAUUUGGUCCCCUCUUCCUCACCAUCCCAGCAGGUGAAUUCUGCAGCCUGGCUGAAACGCCCCCUCUUCAGAGAAGUCCACACUCUGCACUGACUGACUUCAUGUUGUUUUCUUUUCUUUUUACUCUAAUGGACUGUACCAGGGAAAGGAAGAGGGCAGUGACUACUUCUGAUCCAUAACUGUAUCUGUCAUACCUAGCAGGGCCCACAGUGGGUCCUCAUAAAGUACUGUUCAGUGGAAGCGUUUUGACAUCUGCUCAGUCAUUUAGGCCUCAGUUCACUCACAGGAACUAUGCCUGUCCCAGGAGGGAGUUAUGGGAAGAGAGGGACUGCCACUGGCAAGCUAAAGACAAAACCAGACUCAGGGGAACACAGGCCAGAAAUUGAGUAUGGGAAGAUCCUGGAGAAAAUGUGUUCCCAAGAGGAAGGAAUGGAUGAAAGAAGGGAAGUGUCUGGAAGACUCCGCAGGGACAAAGAGGUAUCCAGGACAGCCCUUGACCUGGGCCCUCCUUUCAAUCUACUUCCAUGCCUUCUACUACCUCCAUACUGGCAAUUCCCAGAUCUCUGCCGUGGCCCAGACCCUGCUCUCCAGACAGACCAAGAUAUCCAAUCUCCCCAGGCAUCCCUGCAUGCCCUCAGCUACUCCACAAUGAACAUCUCCCAAAUGAAGCCCAUUUGUCUGUUCUUCCCCUGAAUCUCCACCCAGGCCCCCAAGCCAUGAGCCCGGGUACAAUCCUACCUCCAUCCCUGUCCUACUAAGCCCAAGCACCAUGCCUCCUGAAUAACUGUCCUAACCCCACCCUCUCCAUGCUCAUGUCCUUCCUUGGUCCACCUCACCUCCUCUCACCUAGACUUAUGGUGUCUGAGAGAGGCAACAGAGUGGUGGCAAGCAAGGACUUGAGCCAGGCUGCCCAGGUUCAAACCCCAGCUCCACCACCGUGGGACUUUGGGCAAGUGAUUGCCCCUCUGUGCCUCAGUUUCAUCUGUUGAAGGAGAU